Argentina anserina (silverweed cinquefoil) is the source of this 1449-nucleotide messenger RNA. Its product is annotated as cullin-1-like. Gene Ontology annotation, cellular component: cullin-RING ubiquitin ligase complex. Gene Ontology annotation, biological process: protein ubiquitination; ubiquitin-dependent protein catabolic process. The record is from RefSeq and is a predicted model, not a curated record. The transcript has 9 exons. Gene Ontology annotation, molecular function: ubiquitin protein ligase binding. NCBI's taxonomy places the organism in Eukaryota, Viridiplantae, Streptophyta, Magnoliopsida, Rosales, Rosaceae. The coding region runs from base 221 to 1024 and encodes 267 amino acids.
CCGUCUCCCAGUCAGUCUCGUCCUCCAUUUUCUUUCUCCGCGAUUUCCAGGGUUCGUAGUAUUUGGGAAUUUUCUCGAGCCCUCUUCUCUCUCCAGCGCACUGUUCCGAUUAGGUUUUCAUCCUAAUCUCACCCAUCCAAGGGUUCUUUGCUGUGUGAUAUGCUUUAUUUCGCAGGGAUCGGUUUCUCUAGUUGGGAGUCGAGCAUAAUUAUUCACAGAAAUGGAGCGCAAGGUUAUCGAAUUGGAUCAAGGAUGGGACUACAUGCAGAAGGGGAUCACCAAGCUGAAGAGGAUUCUAGAGGGAUUGCCAGAGGCUCAGUUCAACUCUGAGGAAUACAUGAUGCUUUACACAACUAUCUAUAACAUGUGUACGCAAAAGCCCCCAUAUGAUUAUUCUCAACAGCUUUAUGACAAGUACAAGGAGGCAUUUGAGGAAUACAUUACCUCAACGGUGAUGCCCUCUUUAAGAGAAAAGCAUGAUGAGUUCAUGCUGCGGGAGCUUGUCCAAAGAUGGGCCAAUCAUAAGAUUAUGGUUAGGUGGCUAUCACGCUUCUUUCAUUAUCUCGAUCGUUACUUCAUUGCGCGUAGGUCGCUUCCUGCAUUAAAUGAAGUUGGUCUCUCCUGCUUUCGUGAUCUGGUUUACCGGGAGGUAAAUGCUAAUGGCAGAGUUGCUGUGAUUGGUCUUAUCGAUAAAGAACGUGAAGGAGAGCAGAUUGACAGAGCGCUAUUGAAGAAUGUGAUAGACAUCUUUGUUGAGAUUGGCAUGGGGCAAAUGGAUUCUUAUGAACAGGACUUUGAAACACAACUGCUAAACGAUACUGGUGACUACUAUUCUCGUAAAGCAUCAAAUUGGAUUUUGGAGGAUUCUUGUCCAGAUUAUAUGCUGAAGGCAAAGGAAUGUUUGAGAAGGGAGAGGGACAGAGUUUCUCAUUACCUGCAUUCAAGCAGUGAGCAGAAGCUGGUUGAGACCAACUACAAACUCAAGCAAAUGUGUUUGAAACAACAUUUAAACAUAGAAACAUGAACGAGAUCAGGGGAAUGGGCUUUGCAGGCAGUCAUGGUUUGAGCCAGGGGCCAGACAAGACCGGCACUUCACGUUCUAGGCGAGCUGCAGAGAUUGUUGAUAAAGCUGUGGAGGAAGCCCGACAAGCCAAGGAGGAAGCUCGUGAGACCAGGGAAGAGAACACACAGAUUAAGGCUCGUCUUCAACAAAUGGAGCAGCUUCUCUCUGACAAGUUUGGCAUACAGCUGCCGGUUCCCCCCCAACAGCAGCCCCGUGAUGAUGAUGAAGGCAAUGGUUCCAUCAACAUUGCCUCAGUUUCCUAGUCUGUGUCUAGUAAACUAUUAUAAUCAAGUCACUAGUUUGUUUUUGAAUAUAUAUUUUGUAUGAACAAGUUGAAAUUAAUUAGUAGUUUAUAUAUUUUGGAAUGGUUUGUAUGAACUUGAUUA